GGGGCGCACCCUGAAUUUCCUGAUUUCUGAAGUCUGAGUGACUUCCUCUGUGUGCCGAGAGGAAAGAGGCUUCUGCACUCACAGCCGAAGGGAAAGCAGCAGGUUGGGGCAUCUUGUGGCCAACUUCAGAGCCUGUCACCAGGAAAGGUAAGCAUGGGAGGAAGGAAGAUGGCAAGAGAUGAAGAAAAUGUCUACGGUUUAGAAGAGGACACCCAGUCCUGGCAGGAGCCCAUGCUGAGGCUCAUCCUUGUUGGGAGAACAGGGGCCGGGAAAAGCGCCACCGGGAACAGCAUCCUGGGCCAGAGACGGUUCCUGUCCAGGCUGGGGGCCACGUCUGUGACCAGGGCCUGCACCACGGCCAGCCGCAGGUGGGACAAGUGGCACGUGGAAGUCGUGGACACUCCAGACAUUUUCAGCUCCAAGGUGUCCAGGACAGAUCCCUGUUGUGAGGAGAGAGGUCACUGCUACCUGCUCUCGGCCCCCGGGCCCCACGCGCUGCUCCUGGUGACCCAGCUGGGCCGGUUCACCGCCCAGGACCAGCAGGCCGUGAGGCAGGUGAGGGACAUGUUCGGGGAGGGCGUCCUGAAGUGGAUGGUCAUCGUCUUCACCAGGAAGGAGGACCUGGCCGGGGGCUCCCUGCACGAUUACGUGCGCGGCACAGAGAACCGGGCCCUGCGCGAGCUGGUGGCCCAGUGCGGGGGCCGGGUCUGUGCGUUUGACAACAGGGCCACCGGCCCGGAGCAGGAGGCCCAGGCGGAGCAGCUGCUGGGGCUGGUGGAGGGCCUGGUGCGGGAGCACGAGGGCGCCCACUACUCCAACGAGGUGUACGAGCUGGCGCAGCAGCUGCGCUGGGCGGACCCCGGGGAGCGGCUCCGGAGGGUGGCGGAGCGCGUGGCCGCCCGCGUGCGGAGGAGGCCGUGGAGCGCCUGGCUGCGGGCCGCGCUGGGGGCGUGGUCGAAGCCGUUUUGGAGCUGGAGCCUGUGCCUGGCCCUGCUGCUGGGAGGCGCGCUCCUGCUCUGCGUGCUGCUCCACGGGCGCCAUUCGCAGGUCUUGCUGGAAAUCAGGCCUGACUGACAGUGCAGGCCCUAAAACUGCAGGCAACUUGGUAAGAGAGCGGUUGAAGGAAAAAAUUCAUUCCAACAGAAGGAAUCCUGUCGUUUCAGGCACAGUUUUAAGACACAGAAAACUGAACGCUGCAUCAUCUUUGCAACUUUAACAAGGCUCAGUUAACUUUUUAUGUUUUUAAGUCUCAUUUUAAACAUUGCGUAUGCAGAGUUUUAAAAUAAAUUCGUCUAACAAUAACUUUCUUUGGUAGUUUUGGUAGUUUAAUGUCAAGUAGCUUGUGGUGGGGACAAAUCCAUGGCACAGGGAAAACAAGUGCCUUUAUUUUAGAACUUUUUAAAAAAUUCAAUUGAGACUGCUCCUCCUUGAUAAUUUUCUAGUUCUUAUUCAUUGGUAGAUAUGUUCCUUUGGGAUUCUUGUAGGCUUUCAGCAUCAAUGAAAGAAAUGUGGGGGUUACACAUGUUAAUUUUACUUCUGAGACAUCAGUUUAUUAGUACAAUGAUUUUCUACCAAAAUGAUAAAUGUAACUGUGCUGAAAAUAACAGUUUCCACUUUUCUAGAACAUAUUAUGGUUCUUGGCUUUCCAAAAUGAAGUAGGGUCCCAGCACAGUGGCUCAGCCUGUAAUCCCAACACUUUGGGAGGCUUAGGUAGGCAGAUCAUCUAAGAUCAGGAGUUCAAGACCAGCCUGGCCAACAUGAUGAAACCCUGUCUCUACUAAAAAUACAAAUAUUAGCCUGGUGUGGUAGCCUUCGCCUGUGAUCCCAGCCACUCGGAAGGCUGGGAAGGGAGAAUCGUUUGAUGCAGUGAGCCGAGAUUGUGCCACUGCACUCCAGCCUGGGUGAUAGAGUGAGACUUUGUCUCAAAAAAAAAAGAAAGAAAGAAAGAACUAAGAUAUUAUGAUAUUGGGGAAAUAACGUAAUAUCUUCUAUAUGGUCAUUCAUACUUUUAUCACACACAUGCACAGUCUAUCUCAAGCUCCUCCCUGGUCAUGGAGAAGAGGCAGAGCGCCAGGUGCAUAGGCUGAGAUUGCAGACACCAGAGCAUCCUGUGCUGUGCAGCUAAAGCAUCCAGGGCCUGUCCAGGAAGGUUCUUGAAUGCCACAUGAUUAGAAAAUGUGACACUGACUGACGCUGACUGGUUGUGCAAACCAAACAAUAAGAUUUCCUUAUUUCUAUUUCUGAACAUAAUGAGAGGCCUUUAAGGGAACUCAAUGUCUUUAAAUCAGCCAACCUCUAGUAAGGGCAUGGAGACACAGGAUGCAGAUAUUCACCUGAGCCCCAAUCAAGGGGAGGAGGAGGAGGCGGCGGCAGCUGGAGUGUGCGCAGGUGCCCUAGAGUCCUUCCCAGCACACGUUGGGAAGGAGGGGUCUGCAAGCAUGUGCAAGAAUGCCAGGUCGGGCUAAAGACCACAGGAGGUUCCAGGUAGGCUGCGGGCUUCGGGCAGGCUAUGGUCCGGGGCCCUAAGGGCCUUGGUGACCGCUGCAGGGAGUUGGACUUUUUGAAGCGUGGCUCAAGAAAAACCCAUGUUUAAUUCCUCCCUUUCACUUCCUCAGCAGCCAUACUUGGCCCAAGCAGGGGCCUCGAGCCAGGAAGGGAUUCCUUUAAUGACCAGAGGGGGCAGCAGGGAGGGCACAGCGUGGUCAUCCGAGGCCACUUGCGCACGAGCCACUGCUGCUGGUGGUGUUAGCAACUUUUAUCAAAGCUGUUUACUGUACAGCAGCAGCAAAGGUAUUGCUCUUUGUGGAACAGGGCUCCCCCAUAGGCAGUGUGCCCAGAGUAGCAACGCGGAAGCAGUUUUGCAGCCAUAGUUAUACCCACUCUGAAAUACAUGCACAUUAGGCGGUGGAUUAUGCCAACAUUUCUAGAAAAAGGGUGGUAGCUUCCAGGUCGUGGGAUUGUUGCCAUGGAAAGGAGCUGUAACUUCCAGGUGUUACCUUAGCAAUGAUAACCUGACGUGACACUGGUGAGUGUGUUUUAUGGACAGACUCUUUCACCUCCUCCCUUUCAAGCUAGUCUUCAAUGUGUCUGGAGCCCAAUCCCCACCAUUAGAGUCGAGUCCUGCCUCCUGCCUCAGUAAUAUAAAUAUAAAGUAGCAUGUGGUUAAUUUGUCAAAUACAUUUGUAAAGUGCAAUCAGAGAUGUAUUGUCAAUCUGAAUCUCAAAAUAUGCUAUCAUCUUUGAAUUUGAAUAAUAUAUUAUUCUAAAAGUUACAGUUUUCCUUUACGUUCAAUAACAUUUCUCUAGUGGUUUUCUUUUUCAGAAACUUUGAUUAUGAUCUUUUUUUUUUCACCUUUGUAUCCCUGUCAUACAACCCAGUGCCUGGCAUAUAAAGUAGAGUCAGUAAUUGUUUGGAAAAUGAAUGGUAAAGUUGACUUUCCUGUACCCUUUUAAUAUUAGGUUUCUAACUAUAAGAGUUUUUACCAUUUUCUAAGUUUUCUAUCAUAGAUAACAAAAAAUUCUUUCAUGUAAGCACGCCAUUGUAUCAAUGAUAUUCUCCUGCCCUAAGGAAAUUUUCUUCCUUUCAAGCACAGAGUUCCCAAAAUUACUGUAUUUCUACCCCUUUCAGCUUAUUUUAUCCUUUUCUCCUGCUACAGAACAGCUGGCAUUCACCAUUUCAUCCAGUAAAGUCGUUUUUUAGGCUAUGGUUUGAAGGAUGCUUUUCCUCCAUAGCUCAGGGUUAGGCCUUAUGACCUCACUUAUGUAAUUUGAGUGAUUUGAUAGCACAAAUUAAUUUUAUAUUUAAAUUACAGCAUAAAACAGCACUGCCUCCUGUAGGAAAAACUUUCUUGCUAAUUUUAACCAGUCACAGGGUAAAAAUACUGCCCAAUACUUCAAAAAUUGCAUGAAUAUAUAUUCAUUUCAAUUAUGUCCCCCUUCCUCUCGUCUCCUUUUAUCUCUUUGAGUAUAAAAAAUGUAUGGGUCAUGUGCUGAUGAUGUUUCUCUUCAUAUUUCCAUGCCUUGGUGCCUGGACCAGCUUUUGUUCUACACAAAAAGACUUGUAUCUGGCUUAUUUCUGAAAGCUAGUGUUGGCCAUGAUGAACUUUUAGAACAAAAGAUUUCAGGCACUGUGUACAUUCUUAUUCUUACACAAUCAAUAUUCAGUUCCAGCCACACCAUAGCCCUGACAGACACCAGUGCUCCUUCCAGAGAUUCACCUAUGGAUUGAGUAUCCCCGAAGAGAAUUCCUGUAAAUUUUGGGUGAAGCUAUAGCUAGACUAUGGCUAAACACUCAUUUAUCCCCUGUGAUUUUUAAUCUAACAGUGGCAACGUUGGCCUAUUCUUAGGCAACUAGAUUUGUUCUUGCUACCAAUAAAAUAUUUUAUUGAGAUGCCUCUAAA
Sapajus apella (tufted capuchin) is the source of this 4399-nucleotide messenger RNA. It is a transcript of the gene GIMAP1, whose product is annotated as GTPase, IMAP family member 1. Gene Ontology annotation, cellular component: endoplasmic reticulum. The record is from RefSeq and is a predicted model, not a curated record. Bases 154 to 1074 code for a protein of 306 amino acids. NCBI's taxonomy places the organism in Eukaryota, Metazoa, Chordata, Mammalia, Primates, Cebidae. Gene Ontology annotation, molecular function: GTP binding. The transcript is spliced from 3 exons.